Molecule: messenger RNA, 970 nt
Organism: Prunus persica (peach)
Lineage: Eukaryota; Viridiplantae; Streptophyta; Magnoliopsida; Rosales; Rosaceae
Product: cysteine proteinase inhibitor A
Exons: 2
Coding region: 395-778 (127 amino acids)
Molecular function (GO): cysteine-type endopeptidase inhibitor activity
Source: RefSeq, a predicted model, not a curated record
AAACCCACAUCCCAUGUAAUUUAGACUAUCACUUACUAAAAAAUAAUAAUUAUUAUAAAAAAUAAAAAAUAACCAUGGCUACGAGUAGAAAAGACAAUCAUGGCUUCUCAUAAUUUUCUUGCGCAAAAAUUUAUCUGACGUUAGUAAUUGAUGUCCAGGUGUCGUUCUAUUGUUCGUCCGUACUACCAUACCAACAUGGAAAAUGCUACUUGAUAACACAGGUAGCUACGUAAUAAUUUCUCCGUCGAGGAGUCAACAGAAUUGAAAUCGAAGUUUCGUCGUCUUCCUUCCUCCUCCUGUGUGUAUUAAUAGCCAUACAACUCUCUAACUCCACUUCUCACACCUCCUCCUUCCUCUGAAAAAAUCUAAUCAAAUCUAAAAGCCCCACCCAACCAUGGCCGAUAUCAUACUUGGCGGAAUAACCGAUUCUCCAGGAACCGUGAACAGCGUCGAAACCAUAAUCCUCGCUCGCUUCGCCAUCGGAGAACACAACAAGGAGCAUAAUGGUCUGCUUGAGUUUGUGAGGGUGGUGAAUGAAAAGCGGCAAAUGGUUGCGGGGAUGAAUCACUAUUUGACUAUUGAGGCCACCGACGCGGGCAAGAAGAAGCUCUUUGAAGCCAGGGUCUAUGUGAGGGCUUGGGAGAACUUCAAGAAAGUGUCGGAGUUCAAGGAAGUGAAGUCCACGGAAUUCCGUAAAGAAAACAUAAAUUUGUUUCUUCUUUUGUUUUUUUAUUUUUUUGUUUUUAUAAUUACCUGGUCAUUUCUUCGGAAAACAUAAAUUUUUCUUUAGUAAAAGGAUGAUAAAGAAAUCCACAAGUUGGCAUGUCUAAAGGAGGAUCUUUCAGUUCCUUGAGUGGCUCCUUUCUUCUUUGGAUGCAGCCAUAAGUGAUUGUAUAUACUCAAUUUCCUUCCUCAGUGUUUUGUUUCCGCUUGAUAGCGGGCGAAAAAUGAUAGAGGAAAUUUUUUGUUA